GGUCGAUGAAACCUGAGGAAUUGCUUUGGAGAUGGCAUUGACGAAGACACUCGUGCUACUAGCCCUUCAGCUCAUCCUGCUGGUUGUCUCUUUCCCUCCUUCUGCCACUGCACUCUCGUUUCCGCCGAGGUACGGCGUCGCCGUCGAAGGGGCGAUCUACUGCAAGUGCGAGCUCCCCGGCUACGUCGGCUCGCUGGGAGCUUCUCCUCUUCCUGGUGCGGUCGCGAUGCUACGGUGCAACAGCAGCCGGCCGGGGGCGUCGGCGAGCGCGGUAACGGAUGUCAGAGGACGGUUCCUGAUCCAGACGACGAAGGUGACAAACUACGAGAUUCACAAAUGCAAGCUCUUCCUGGUGUCGUCGCCGCUGCCAGGGUGCGAUGUGCCGGCGGGCCAUUAUGGUGGCUUCCCCCUCAAGUUCGUGAGGAACACGGUCGCCGGAGCGACGAAACGGGCCCUCUACACGGUCGGCCCCUUCAAGCUCGCUCCGGCGGAUCCGUCUCUGUGUCCUCACCACCCAUGAUCAUAUAUGUCUUCUUAGCCACGCAGGUGUUGACGGAAGUAACAGGAGACCUGUUGGUUGACCAAUAAACAUGUUUCAUCAUGUCGAUUGCAUGGACUCGAUCAACAUGUCCAUGAACUCUCACUACUUUCUUGUUGCAUUUUUGAGCAAUGAAAGAGCCGCCUCGAU
This is a messenger RNA of Musa acuminata AAA Group (dessert banana), 688 nucleotides long. Its product is annotated as non-classical arabinogalactan protein 30-like. Gene Ontology annotation, cellular component: cell periphery. The coding region runs from base 32 to 520 and encodes 162 amino acids. The record is from RefSeq and is a predicted model, not a curated record. The transcript is spliced from 2 exons. Lineage: Eukaryota; Viridiplantae; Streptophyta; Magnoliopsida; Zingiberales; Musaceae.